Leptonychotes weddellii (Weddell seal) is the source of this 4912-nucleotide messenger RNA. The record is from RefSeq and is a predicted model, not a curated record. Lineage: Eukaryota; Metazoa; Chordata; Mammalia; Carnivora; Phocidae.
AUGACUGCAAUACUGGGGCUCAGAGUGACACCGAAUCAGGAUUGUUUUGGGAAGGUCGAGAGAAGGGAGCGUUUGUGUAAAACACAGUCAUUUGGGUGGUCUGUCUGGAACAGGCCCCCUGCCAAUCCCCAGCACAGGCCGACUUCCACCGCCGGCCCCGGCGCCUCUGCAACCCCGCGACCGGCCGGCGCCUCUGCCAGCUCCGCGGCGCGCAUGCUCCGUGCGGGGCUUCUCCGGCGACCCAGGAUAAUGAGCGCCGGGCCCAGGGGGCGGGCCGAGCGGCGACUGCUAGAGCGGGGACCUCGGCGGCGGCCCCGGGGCGCUGUGCGCGGCUGCUACAGGGGCGGCGGCGGCGGCCAGCACUGUGCGCGCCAGAGUGUGGCUCGCUCGCCCGAUGCGCACGCCCGCUCGGUUCAGGAGCAAGUACAUCCCAAUCUCUCAGCUAAUGAAGAGUCUCUCUAUUAUAUUGAAGAGCUGAUUUUUCAGCUGCUUAAUAAAUUAUGCAUGGCUCAACCAAGGACUGUUCAAGAUGUGGAGGAACGUGUUCAAAAGACCUUUCCUCAUCCAAUUGAUAAAUGGGCUAUUGCUGAUGCACAAUCUGCCAUAGAAAAACGAAAACGAAGAAAUCCUCUCUUACUCCCUGUGGACAAAAUCCAUCCUUCAUUGAAGGAAGUUUUAGGGUACAAAGUGGACUAUCAUGUAUCCCUGUAUAUUGUGGCUGUACUAGAGUAUAUCUCAGCUGAUAUUUUGAAGUUGGCUGGUAAUUAUGUUUUUAAUAUCCGACAUUAUGAAAUAUCUCAGCAGGACAUUAAAGUGUCAAUGUGUGCAGAUAAGGUUUUGAUGGACAUGUUUGACCAGGAUGACAUAGGUUUGGUUUCUCUCUGUGAAGAUGAACCCAGUUCUUCAGGUGAAUUAAACUACUAUGACCUUGUCAGAACUGAAAUUGCAGAAGAAAGGCAGUAUCUACGGGAACUAAAUAUGAUCAUAAAAGUGUUUCGAGAAGCCUUUCUUUCCGACAGAAAGCUGUUUAAACCUUCUGGCAGUGACGGUGGAAGUCAGACACAAGUGCACACAGCUGCCCUGAUUGGAAAGGGGGACUGCACGGGAGUGGAAUCUUCCUGCUGUGCAGGAUUUGAGGUUUAUAGUCAUUCGUUUGAACGUAGUGAAAAAGAUGUAUGGUCUAGAAAAGAAAGACUUAAUACUUUUUCAUGUCUUUUGGAGCAAGCAUUUGAUCCUUAUGAAACGUUAUCACAGGACAUUCUUUCUCCAAAAUUUAAUGAACAUUUCAGUAAGUUGAUGGCCAGACCUGCGGUGGCUCUACACUUUCAGUCCAUUGCUGAUGGGUUUAAAGAGGCAGUUCGUUAUGUCCUUCCACGCCUUAUGCUGGUGCCUGUUUAUCAUUGUUGGCACUAUUUUGAAUUAUUAAAGCAAUUGAAAGCAUGUAGUGAAGAGCAGGAAGACAGAGAAUGUUUGAACCAAGCUAUUACUGCUCUUAUGAAUCUCCAAGGUAGUAUGGACCGAAUUUACAAGCAGUAUUCACCUAGACGCCGACCUGGAGAUCCUGUUUGCCCUUUUUAUAAUCGUCAGUUAAGAAGCAAGCAUCUGGCUAUUAAAAAAAUGAAUGAAAUUCAGAAAAACAUAGAUGGAUGGGAAGGCAAAGAUAUUGGACAGUGUUGUAAUGAAUUCAUAAUGGAAGGUCCAUUGACACGAAUUGGUGCUAAACAUGAACGACAUAUUUUUCUCUUUGAUGGCUUAAUGAUCAGCUGUAAGCCCAAUCAUAGUCAGUCACGCCUUCCAGGUUAUAGUAGUGCAGAAUACAGAUUAAAAGAAAAAUUUGUCAUGAGGAAAAUACAAAUAUGUGAUAAAGAAGAUACUUGUGAGUGCAAACAUGCUUUUGAGUUGGUAUCCAAAGAUGAAAAUAGCAUAAUAUUUGCUGCUAGGUCUGCUGAAGAGAAAAAUAAUUGGAUGGCUGCACUUAUUUCUCUUCACUAUCGUAGUACACUAGAUCGAAUGCUAGAUUCGGUGUUACUGAAAGAAGAAAAUGAGCAACCAUUGAGAUUACCAAGUCCUGAAGUGUAUCGUUUUGUGAUAAAAGACUCUGAGGAAAACAUUGUUUUUGAAGACAACCUGCAAAGUAGAAGUGGAAUCCCCAUUAUUAAAGGAGGAACUGUAGUGAAAUUAAUUGAAAGGUUAACAUAUCAUAUGUAUGCAGAUCCCAAUUUUGUUCGUACUUUUCUUACUACAUACCGUUCAUUUUGUAAACCACAGGAAUUGCUAAGCUUACUGAUUGAACGGUUUUCACUACAAUGUGUUUCUUUACAUUUUUUCAGGAUUUUAAAUGUGUUUCGGCACUGGGUUGAACACCAUUUUUAUGACUUUGAAAGAGAUUUGGAGUUGCUUGAAAGACUAGAAUCCUUCAUUUCAAGUGUAAGAGGGAAAGCUAUGAAGAAAUGGGUAGAGUCAAUUGCUAAGAUCAUCAGGAGAAAGAAACAAGCUCAGGCAAAUGGAAUAAGCCAUAAUAUUACCUUUGAAAGUCCACCUCCGCCAAUUGAAUGGCAUAUCAGCAGAGCGGGACAGUUUGAAACAUUUGAUCUCAUGACACUUCAUCCAAUAGAAAUUGCACGUCAGCUGACACUUUUGGAAUCUGAUCUCUACAGGAAAGUCCAACCUUCUGAACUAGUAGGGAGUGUAUGGACCAAAGAAGAUAAAGAAAUAAAUUCUCCAAAUUUAUUAAAAAUGAUUCGCCAUACCACAAAUCUCACCCUAUGGUUUGAAAAGCCUAGGAAAUCAACUUUCUCUUUAAAAUCUCCUGGAAUACGGCCUAAUACAGGCCGACAUGGCUCUACCUCAGGCACUUUACGAGGUCAUCCAACGCCAUUAGAAAGAGAACCAUGUAAAAUGAGCUUUAGUCGGAUUGCUGAAACUGAUCUUGAAUCAACUGUGUCAGCACCAACCUCUCCAAAUACACCAUCUACUCCACCAGUAUCUGCUUCUUCAGACCUUAGUGUGUUUUUAGAUGUGGAUCUCAACAAUUCCUGUGGCAGCAAUAGCAUCUUUGCUCCAGUCCUCUUGCCACACUCAAAGUCUUUCUUCAGUUCAUGUGGCAGUUUACACAAACUAAGUGAAGAGCAGCUGCUGAUUCCUCCUCCGCUUCCUCCUCGAAAGAAGUUUGAUCAUGACGCUUCAAAUUCCAAGGGAAAUACGAAAUCUGAUGAUGACCCCCCUGCUAUUCCACCAAGACAACCUCCUCCUCCAAAGGUAAAACCCAGAGUUCCUGCUCCUACUGGUGCAUUUGAUGGGCCUCUGCAUAGUCCACCUCCACCACCGCCAAGAGAUCCUCUUCCUGAUACCCCUCCACCAGUUCCCCUUCGGCCUCCAGAACACUUUAUAAACUGUCCAUUUAAUCUUCAGCCACCUCCACUAGGACAUCUUCACAGAGAUCCAGACUGGUUCAGAGACGUUAGUACCUGUCCAAAUUCGCCAAAUACUCCUCCUAGCACACCCUCUCCGAGAGUACCACGUCGAUGCUACAUGCUCAGUUCUAGUCACAACAACCUUGCUCAUCCUCAAGCUCCCCCUGUUCCACCAAGGCAGAAUUCAAGCCCUCACCUACCAAAACUGCCACCAAAGACUUACAAACGGGAGCUUUCGCACCCUCCGUCAUACAGACUGCCUUUGCUAGAAAAUGCGGAAACUCCUCAAUGACCUUAGCCAUAUGUAGUCAUUGACACUGGAAUGGUAUUUGUAAAGGGUUUUUUUUUAAUUUAUUCAAAAAAAGGCAUAGUAUUUUAGUACUUUUUACAAAUAAUGCUCUUACAAAAAUGCUACUGAUCAAAUAAGCUUUUAAAAAUCGGAAAAAUAAAAAUACAGAAGUCCUUUAUCAUUAUCCUCAGGUGAUCAGUAGCAUUGCCUUGUCUUGGAUCCUCAGUGCUGCCAAAAGGCCAGUAUAAAGAAUUUAUAUUUGCACUGUAGACUCUGCUAAAGUAUGGUUUAAAGUGACAUUGAUUGCACUGAAAGGGGAUAGUGCAUUUGUGGAAUUUUUCAAAUUUGGGUAAUAGAUGCCUUUUUAAGGCAAUGAAUUUACACAAAUAUAGGGCGUGUAUGGUAUUACUGAUUUUUAAAACUCUUUGACCAUCUUAUAGUUUUUACUUCUAAUUUUUACACUUAAGAGAAUUGUGAAAAACACCCACUGUUCUUAAACUCUUUAAUGCCAUGUCUUAAAUGCCAGAAUUUGCUGCUGAAGACAAAAAUGAAAAAUAGAAUGAAAAUAAUAGAAUGCACUGUGUUCAUUAUUUUGUCAAAAUGUAUACAGAGACUACCUAACCCAAUCAUAGAGGGAAAAAGGGCAUGUAUCUCAUUCAGAUGUGCCUUUUGUUUUUGCAGACUAUGGUGUCUUUAGCUGAUGAGUUGCCUAUUGGAAAACAAAGUUAAUUAAUAUGCCAUGUAUGUACAGUUUUGUUUAUAUUGUAUAUUUAAAGAUAAUGCUAAUAACCUAUAUAAAUUUAAGUGACUCGAGGCCUAUAAUACAAUCUGCUACUUUACUAAUUGAGAGAUUCAGAGGAAAAUUUCUUAGGCACAGGAACCAACUGCCUUGCCCUCAAAACCUAGUAACUUUCUCUAUAAAUCUCAUGUUAACUAAAAUUAAAAAAAAAUUUUUUUAGAUUGGUAACAUCUAAACCAGCAAACAUACUUAAAGCUUUAUUAAACUUUUUAUUCAGAGAAGUGAGUAAAAGUUUUAUUUGCCAUUUGGACUCCUGGGUUCAAAGUGAUGAAAAAGCGUGUUUUGCUGAUAGUGCUGUAGCAGCAGUUGUAAAGUAGCCAAAAGCCACGUUGUUUAUUUACUGGUCUGUGGCCUUUUACUGUGCUUUGUAUCAGAGUUCUUAACAAGAUUAAUAAAUCACCCCAGUCUUAA